Morus notabilis is the source of this 1502-nucleotide messenger RNA. Its product is annotated as protein phosphatase 2C 57. Gene Ontology annotation, molecular function: protein serine/threonine phosphatase activity; cation binding. Bases 152 to 1321 code for a protein of 389 amino acids. Gene Ontology annotation, biological process: protein dephosphorylation. The record is from RefSeq and is a predicted model, not a curated record. The transcript has 11 exons. Lineage: Eukaryota; Viridiplantae; Streptophyta; Magnoliopsida; Rosales; Moraceae.
CCUUCUUAUCCUCCACAAAAUCAAGAACCAACUCCACCACCAUUGUUUUUGAUUCCUUUGUGUGAUUCUUAACAGAACUCCUUCACAACUCCGCUUUCCUCAAACUCAGGAAGCUACAAUUACACUUGUGCUGCUAAAACAAAUCAUAAUAAUGGCUUUGUUAAGCCAACAGUUGCAGAGGUUUCUCUUGACCAAAUACAUCACCUGCCACACCAACAACAACAACAACAAAGGCCUUCUUGGUACAGUAAAAGCAAGAGGCCGGAGUACUAAUUGCUCCGCCAUAGCCAUCGAUGCGCAGUCUUCUUCCUUGACAGACGUUGCCGGUAUCCGGUGGGGUUCAACGAGCUUGCAGGGCCCCCGGGAGGAGAUGGAAGACGACGUCGUCGUCCGGUCUGAUGGCCUUGAUGGCUUCUCCUUUGCUGCUGUUUUUGAUGGCCAUGGGGGCUUCUCCUCUGUCAAGUUUCUCAGGGACGAGCUCUACAAGGAGUGUUGUGCAGCUUUACAAGGUGGGAUUCUACUGAGAGAAAAACGUUUCAACAAGAUUAGAGAGGCAAUUGAAGAGGCUUUUCAGAAGGCCGAUAAAAAGUUGUUGGAUUGGCUUGAAUUGAACGGAGAGGAGGAUGAAUCCGGUGCAACCGCUACUCUUUUGUUUGUCGGAAACAAAACGUUGUUCAUUUCUCACAUUGGGGAUUCAUGUGCGGUUCUAUCUCGUUCCGGUAAAGUAGAAGUGUUGACCAAUCCUCAUCGACCGUAUGGAAGCAACAAGGUCUCUCUUCAAGAAAUUAGAAGGAUCAGAGAAGCAGGUGGAUGGAUUGUAAAUGGAAGAAUUUGUGGAGACAUUGCUGUAUCUCGUGCUUUUGGCGACCAGCGGUUUAAAACAAAGAAAAACGAGAUGGUGAUGAAAGGAGUUGAAGGAGGGAGAUGGUCUGAAAAAUUUGCUUCUCGUGUACAGUUCAGUGGAGAUUUGGUUACUGCAUCUCCAGAUGUUUUUCAAGUGCCACUCGGGAAAGGCGCGGAGUUUGUGCUAUUAGCAUCUGAUGGCUUAUGGGAUUAUAUGGACAGCUCAGACGCAGUCGAAUUCGUUAGGAACCAACUUCGACAACAUGGAGAUGUUCAGAUCGCUUCUGCAGCACUUGCUCAAGCUGCUCUGGAUCGACGCACACAAGAUAAUGUCAGCAUUGUCAUUGCCGAUUUCGGGAGAACGGAUUGGCAAAGCUUGCCGGUUCAAGAACAGAACAUCAUCUUCGAAUUGGGGCAAGCUUUUGCUACUAUCGGCAUCGUGUCGAUUGGAAUUUGGAUGACAUCUCUGCUCUCAUGAUAAGUUUGAUGCACACCUGACAUUGUACAGGAAUCAGCAUAGUAAACAAAAUAAAAUGUAGAUGUUAAUACUUGGUAUCAGUAUAACGUAAUUGUACAUGUCUCGUACCUUUUUUUUUACGUGCCUUUUGGUUUUGGCGACUUGGGGUAAUAUUUGGAAAAGUGAAUUUUGCACUUUUUUA